Rubroshorea leprosula is the source of this 2136-nucleotide messenger RNA. The record is from the annotation of a GenBank genome assembly. NCBI's taxonomy places the organism in Eukaryota, Viridiplantae, Streptophyta, Magnoliopsida, Malvales, Dipterocarpaceae.
UUCCUAAAUUCGAACGUUGGUUACCCCGACGUCAUCUUAACGCUAUUUCGACCUACAACUCCAACUACAUUGCAAUUUCGCUUUUCUUCUGCCCCUACCCAUUUAAAUAUGCGAUGCGAUUCAAGCUUUACCCGAUAGCUUUUCUGGUCUACGAUGGAGACCCUUUUGCCUCCUCCUCCCUCGCCGCCGGAAUCUCAAACGGUAACUGAGCACGAGUCUGCUACCGAACUCAAACAAGACUCAGAUCCAACAGUCGAAAAUCAUCCUCCUUCUCUGACGACUGUCACCAACAGGAAGAUGAUGAAGAAGAAGAAAAGAGUGAGCAAAGGUAAAGAUGAAGAAGUUAAAGAUGCCUCUUCAAUUGGGAUACCCUCUUCCGCUUCUUCUUCUUCUGUACAAAAAGGUAGGAGCUUGGUAUUAAGACGCCGAUGCUCUAGGUGCCGGUUCAGUGUGGCUCGGCGUGGUGACGGUGGUGACUUGGCGCUUCCUCUGGGAAUGUCCUUCGCAGCUGUUGUUGCACAGGUUCUGGAAAGGCAAGAUGCAACGUGCGAAAGGAUGUCUGCUGAUGAUCUCUCAGCGAUCUGCACUUCAGCUGUCAGAGAAUCUUUAGCCAAUGUUUUCGGAGGCAAGUCUGAUUUUUUUGUCAGGAACUUUGAAAAAUCAUUUGGAAGCACAUUGAGGACUCUUAGAUUGAUUAAUGAAUCAUCUUUUCCCAAGGGAAAUUGUCUCUCAGCCAACCAAAAUGUAGAAGUUUCUAACUCAGAUGUAGAUUGUACAAGCAAUUCUGAUACAAAUAGUUUUCACUCAGACACAGACCUGCCAUCCAAUGCAACUCAUAACAGAUUUCACUCAGAAACAGACUUGCCAUCCAUUGUGACUAAUAACAGAUUAAAUACCUGUGAAGAGGUAGCAGAGAAUGUAACAACUAACUCAGUGGAUCAGGGAAUUGCCCUGCAUGGAGAUGCUAACCAACUAGCUUGUGUCACUUCAAGGACAGGUUCUUCAAUAAACCAGUCAAUGCUCAGCACAUUGAAGAAAUCCUUUAUGGAGCAAGUUCGGUCUAACAACCUUAAAAAACUGGAGCUUGGACUUACCAUGAGAAAGUUGAAACUAAAAGAGACACAGCUAGCUCUAAACCUUGAUUCAAAUCAUCUGGAGAGAUCAAAAUUAGCAGUGGGUGCAUCAAAGGCUUCCUUUAAAGCUGAAAAAUUCAAGAAUCAAUUAGAAGACACAAGACAUGCGGAACUGCAAAAGAAGUGCAUUGACUGUCUUGUGGCUGGUUUGUUCCUCAUGUCACUCUCACUUUCAUAUGGUGCUUAUGUUUUUUCGUAUGAGAGGAUCACUGAAGCUACGACUUCAUGUACUCCUUCACUUGAGGAGACUAAGGCCUGGUGGAUGCCAAAGCCUAUGGCAUCUUUGAAUUCAGGGCUGCACUCUCUCAAGUGUCAGGUUCAAGUUGCUAGCCGAAUGUUGUUUGGUGUCCUGAUGAUUCUCACAGUUGCUUACAUGCUCCUUCAGCGCUCAGUAACUACAAAACAGACAAUGCCAAUCACAUUUAUACUCUUGCUAUUGGGAUUUGCUUGUGGUUUGGCUGGGAAGUUUUGUGUAGACACAUUGGGAGGAAGUGGAUACCAUUGGCUCUUCUAUUGGGAGAUCCUCUGCUUGCUGCAUUAUUUCUCAAAUGCCUGGACAUCAGCACUGUUCUUCAUCCUCCACGGACCUGUUAACAUGUCUCAAGGGAUGAAAAGCGGCACAAUGUUUCCAUACUGGAUCCGUAGACUAUUAUUCUACUGUAUUAUCCUUUUCUGUCUGCCAUUGUUGAGUGGUCUUAUGCCUUUUGCCAGCCCAUGUACAUGGAAAGAUCACUUCAAGCUGCUGGUCCAUGACUUGCUGUCAAACACCAGUGAUUGAAGCUUUAAGGAAUGUGGAAUGCAAAUGAAAGUCCUGCAGGCAGCAGAUCCUGAUCUGGUUGUCAAUCUACUUUGUUGACAUUCCAAGUAGUCUGUGCUCUUGGGCUAGCAGCUGCUUGAGAGGCAUGUAUCUUGUAUUUUAUUGUCAAAUUAUUUUACUUCAUAAAUUAGAAAACCUAUUAAGAGGGUUAUCUUUUAUAUUAUCCAGUAAAAAUCAAUGGCAAAU